GCCCAGAACCUUGGAAUCUUUGGCCUUUAAGCAACCUUUGCUCCAAGCAAUUCUAUAAUUCUAUUCACCUUUGUCCCGCAAACCAUUUAAGCCUCCAUGUAGUCUUCUUCCAGGGUACCUGCAUGAAUUCUAUCUUUUUUGGGACUUCAAAAAUGCCUAAAACAGUGGCUGUCACACAUGCUGAUCUUGCACCAAGUCGUCGAAGCACUGAAUUGGGCAGCAGGACUGGUGUUGUCCUCAUGGUUUUAACCAUUCUCUGCGGCCUGUUUUGCUUCAUCCUUUGCCUCAUAGCAGAAGCCACUCGUUCCCAGGAGAGAUGGGUGGGCACUGAUACUAAUCGGAAGGAAGUGAAAAAUGAAUGUGCGUACAGCGGUAGCGGCAAGACACCAUUGUUGUGCGCUGCUGUGGCAUUUGUUGGACUCGCUGCUGCCAUGGUGGUGGAACAUAUGUACAUGUUGAUUGCAGUCAGCAAAUCGCCACCGCCUGCUCUGCUUUCCUGGGACCCUGUUUCCUCUCGUGCCAAGACUCUCACCUGGCAGGCAGGAUUUUUCUUUGUCAUGACCUGGCUUUGCUUUUCUGUCGGAGAGAUCUUGUUGUUGAUUGGGCUCAGCGUGGAGUCAGGCCAUUUGAAGAACUGGUCAAAACCGAGAGAGAGCUGCCUCAUCAUCAGAGAAGGCUUGUUCUGUGCUGCUGGUGUGUUCUCAUUGCUGACAGUUUUCCUGGCUGCAGGCCUCUACUUAACAGCAUUGCAUGCACAAAAAAUGUUCCAGGAACAGCGAAACGUGCAGCAAGAGGUCCUUGCGACCUCCGCCCUGUACGCGUCUCCACCUGGCUCACCACCCCAUCGGAUGACAACCGUUGCCAGAGAGGAUCCGAUGAUCACAGAGUUUCCAAACGAACCACCACCAUCGUUUUCGUAUUCAUGGGAUUUCAGCAAGCAAUGGAAUAAUGCCUAGAGCAAAAGCAAAUAGAUGCCCUGCGUGCCUUUUGGCAAAGCUGAAGGCACAAGCUAGGGCUGCAUUUUCUGAGCAAAUGGUUAUAUAAAAGAAAAGAAUGAGAAAAUUGCAUUCAUUUGAUUUUUGUAAACAAUUUUUUUUUUCCUUAUACAAACGAACAACUUUUGUUGCACAAAUUGAAUGAAUUGAUCAAACCAU
Molecule: messenger RNA, 1154 nt
Organism: Theobroma cacao (cacao)
Lineage: Eukaryota; Viridiplantae; Streptophyta; Magnoliopsida; Malvales; Malvaceae
Product: transmembrane protein, putative (DUF1218)
Source: RefSeq, a predicted model, not a curated record